This is a messenger RNA of Cheilinus undulatus (humphead wrasse), 2347 nucleotides long. RefSeq names its product calcineurin-like phosphoesterase domain containing 1 (gene cpped1). The record is from RefSeq and is a predicted model, not a curated record. NCBI's taxonomy places the organism in Eukaryota, Metazoa, Chordata, Actinopteri, Labriformes, Labridae. Gene Ontology annotation, molecular function: hydrolase activity. The transcript is spliced from 6 exons. The coding region runs from base 163 to 1104 and encodes 313 amino acids.
ACAGACGGGCGGUGCAGUCGACAGCCGAUAGUGACCAGCGUCAGAGGGACAGCUGGGGACACCCACCUCACAGCUCCACAACAAACCUGCCCCGAGGUUUCCUGACAGGCUCACAAGUCACGAAACGGUUUCCCCUUGGACACGCGCUCACCGUUGGAGCUUAUGGCUGAGAGUGAGGAUAUCUUUCUCAGAGCUAAACAUCGGACAUUCAGCGGACUGACUGAAGAUGCAGAGCGUGAGUGGACCGGACCAUUUUACUUCAUCCAGGCUGCAGACCCCCAGCUCGGCCUGAUGAAAGCCUGGAGGAUGGGCGACUGUGACGGUGGAGGAGAUGAGUGGCAGGAAGAGGUGGAGCUUACCAAGGAGGCAGUAGAGGCCAUGAACAAACUCAUACCCAGGCCAAAGUUCAUGGUGCUGUGUGGAGACCUGGUCCAUGCCAUGCCAGACACCCCGUUCAGAGAAGGUCAGGAACGGGACCUGAAGGCGGCCUUGAAGGGGACGGAUCCUUCCAUCCCACUGGUGUUUGUCAGUGGGAACCAUGACCUAGGAAACGCCCCCACCCCCAGGACAGUGGAGCAGUACUGCAGUGCAUGGGGAGAUGAUUAUUUUAGUUUCUGGGUGGGAGGAGUCCUCUGUCUUGUUCUGAAUUCCCAGCUCUUCUACGACGCUUCAGGCUGCCCUCAGCUGAAGGAGGCCCAGGAGACGUGGCUGGAGGAGCAGCUGAGCAAAGCCUCCUCCUCAACGGAACCCAAACCCAAACACGUCCUGGUGUUCCAGCAUAUUCCUCUGUACCUGAAGAGACCAGAUGAGGAAGACGACUACUUCAACCUGCAGAGGGAAGUCAGACAAAACCUGCUGGACAGGUUCAAGAAGGCAGGGGUGAAGGCGGUCUUCUCCGGCCAUUAUCACCGAAACGCUGGAGGUUGCUACGGUGGCCUGGACAUGGUGGUGAGCUCGGCCAUUGGCUGCCAGCUGGGAGAGGACGCACAUGGAGUCAGGGUGGUGGUGGUGACCGCGGACAAAGUCAUCCAUCGAUACCACAGCCUGGAGCAGCUGAAGGAGCGAGGCAUGGACGAAGACCUCAGGAAACUCCUGCAGGCCUGAAGGCGGAACCAGGGAACAUCAGGAACACUUUGCUUUAUGUCGGUUUGUGUUUACUGCUUUGUUUUGUCAUAAAGUCUCAAUCCCCUGCUCUUAGAAGUAACAAAAUGGUUAAAGAAUUCUUGGAAACCUGUAGCAGAAGAUACAAACUUCAGAAGCAAAAGUUUACCAGCAACAGAGUCUCAUCAGUUAUUUGGAAUCUGGUUUAAUCUUCAAAAUUUCUCAUGUUUUCACAUAUAAAAAAAUCUUCUGAUAUGCAGCUUGGUUCAAAUAUGUGACUAUCUAGGUAUCACCUUACCAUCAUUGCCUUGGGUAGCCCUCUGUAUUUGAUUUGGCAAUAAUAAUGACAAUAAUCUUGGCCAACAGAACGUGCAGCUGAUGAAAAAGAAUAAUCGUGGUCCAUCACAAGUAAGCAGCACAAAACAUGGCUGAGAUGUAGCUUCCUGUAGCACUUCCGCUUCCUUAGCUGUGUUUGACAUAACAUCCAACAAUAAACAUGUCAGGUAUUGUCUUAACAGCUGCCAUGACAAGACUCAGACAAAUACAUAACAUAGGAGUAGUUAUUUUUUUAUUAGUUUAGACAUUUCUGGACAAAAUAUUCUACUGUAAUGUUCCUUUUAAGGCUCUUCUGAAGAAACAAAAUAUGCAAAAUGUAAAAAAUGUCAUCCUCAUUCUCCAUUGUUGUCUAAUCUUGUUGGUAUAUUUACAGAUCCUCUAAUCAUCCUAGCAUCCCGCUGUCACAGCUACUUGUACUAUAUUUUCUGUUGCCGCAGUCCACAGUGAUGCCUUGGUAGCCAUCCUAUGCAAACUAUUCCAUGUAUUGUAAUCGUGAUUUUGUUAUGUUGAGUGUGGUGAAUUGUUUUACUGCCCUGAAGAUGUUGAGCCGACUUAAAACACCUCACACUGCCAUGCAGGCAAAACAUGAAUGUUUAAAGGAACAGCUUAUUUUCAUUUUUUGCAGUGUUAAAAGUUUUUUGGUUUACUAUGUUGACGUGAGAGAUUGUUAAUCUUCAUGAGGUAAAACAAUGAAUUUUGUUUCUGUUGACUUUGGUAACACAGACUUACUGGCAGUUAUAUCGACAAUUUAGUAAAACCAACAGUGAUGUCAAUCAUCUAUCAGUUUCUCCUCAAGAGUUUUUGAAUGAGAAGAUAAGAAGAAAAACAAAUAGGAUUUCAAGAAGAGGGGAAAAUCAGCUUAAAAGGACACAAAUAAAACAUUCAUAUGAAUAAAAAGACAAUGUGCAAA